GGGAGUAUGGGUUUGGAUAGAAGAAGGCAGGCGCAGAAAGUGAAAUUAGAAUCCCAAAGCAAAAGCUAAUGCUUCUAUAGUUCUAUUCUAUUUCUCCCACUGUCUAAAACUAAAAUCCCAGAUUUUUAUUUGAAAAUAGUUACUUACUUGCAAAUAACAAAUGAUGAUCAGCACUCAUUCAAUACUGAAAGAAUCAUUGAAUUCCCACCAACAAUUUCUGAUAAAUUCGCCAACCUAACACUCUCUUUCUAUUAAAACUCACCUCCUCAUUUAAGAAUCCCAACCUCUUCUUCAACCUCUAUAACUUCCCCUCUUUUAUAUUUCUACCUCUUUUUUACACUAUCAGUCUCUUUCUACCAUGGAAGCUCAUAACCUAAAGCUGAAGUGUUGAUAACAUUCAUCAGGUAAGCUCAGAGACUGUCCUUUGAAACCCAUUGGCCUUUUUUUGAUUUAUUCAGCUGUUUUUUCGGUUAUUAUAAAGGUUCGGGAAAUGGAGUAUGGCAUUUUAGAGGGUUUUUUUUAGUGUUGGAACUUGAUGGAGUUGCAGAAGAAUCCAGGAAAGUUGCCUGGAGAUGAACCAGGGACCAUUUACGAGAGAUUCUCAGUGAAUUAAGUAAUGAUGGUUUGGGAAAACUAAAAGGGGUUGGCUCUGUUUUUCAAUUUUUUUUCUUGCUUUCAAGAGUUUUCCUGAGAUGGGGUUUCGUUUCUUUGGUUCCAUUUUAGUUCUUGCGUUGUUCUUCAAACCUUUGGCUUGUCAGCAACCCAAUACAGAUGGGUUUUAUAUAUCCGAGUUUAUGAAGAAGGUGGGAUUGAACUCUUCUGUCUACAAUUUUUCUGCUCCUGUUUGUUCAUGGAAAGGGGUUUUCUGUGACAAAAAAGGAAAUGUUAUCGAGUUUGUGGCUUCUGGCAUAGGCCUCUCCGGCGCUAUUCCUGACAAUACACUCGGAAAACUCAGCAGACUUCAGAGUUUGGACCUUAGCAACAAUAAAAUCACCGGAUUUCCUACAGAUUUUUGGAGUUUAGGCUUACUGAAGAGGCUUAAUCUCUCAUCUAACCAGAUUUCUGGUCCUCUCGGAGACAGCAUUUGCAACUUUGGACAGCUUGAAAGUGUUGAUAUUUCCGUCAACAAUUUCUCUGGGAAAAUUCCAGAAUCUAUCAGCUCGUUACUUAGUCUCCGAGUCCUGAAAUUAGACCACAACAGGUUUGGAGAAAGCAUUCCAUCAGGAAUUCUAAAUUGUCAGUCUCUGGUUUCGAUGGACCUUUCAUACAAUCGGCUAAAUGGAUCGCUUCCAGGUGGAUUUGGGGCUGCAUUUCCCAAGCUUGAAAGCUUGAACCUUGCAGGAAAUGGGAUUCAUGGCCUUGAUUCAGAUUUUUCUGGGCUUACGGCCUUAACAGCUCUUAACAUAUCAGGAAACUUGUUUCAGGGUUCGGUUAUGGGCUUGUUCAAAGAGCAGUUGAAGGUGUUAGAUGUAAGCAGAAAUCAAUUUCAGGGUAACAUUUCUCAGGUACAGCUCAAUUCUAGUUACAACUGGUCUCAUUUGUUGUAUCUAGACUUGUCUCAGAAUCAUCUCGGUGGAGAAAUUUUCAACAUUUUGGAGAAAGCCCAAAAUCUCAAGUACCUCAAUCUUGCUUAUAAUAAAUUUAGUAGCCUGGAAUUUCCUCAUGUUAGUUUGCUUUCAAGUUUAGAAUACCUUAAUCUAUCCAAAUCCGGCCUCACCAAUCACAUUCCUCCUGGAAUCUCACAAUUGAGUCAUCUGAAUACCCUUGACAUCUCCCAGAAUCAUCUCACGGGCAGAAUCCCGUCUUUGAGCGUAAAAAACCUUCAAAUUCUUGAUGUUUCGCAGAAUAAUUUGAGUGGAGAAAUCCCUUUAUCUCUCUUAGAAAAACUGCCAUGGAUGGAGAGAUUCAACUUCUCCUACAAUAAUUUGACCUUUUGUGAUUCUAAAAUUUCCUUCAAAACCCUCCAAGCAGCCUUCCUUGGGUCAGCAAACAGCUGCCCCAUUGCUGCAAAUCCGAGUCUCUUCGUUAGAAAACCCAGUAAACAUGAGGUCUUGAAGCUGGCUCUGGCUGUUACUUUCUCCAUGAUCUGCUUACUUUUAGCCGUGAUAUUUCUAGCAUUCGGAUGCAGAAGGAAAAGCAGGACAUGGGUGGUAAAGCAGGCCUCUUACAAAGAAGAGCAAAAUAUUUCAGGGCCCUUCUCUUUCCAAACUGAUUCAACCACAUGGGUGGCUGAUGUUAAGCAGGCAACAUCGGUCUCGGUAGUAAUUUUUCAGAAGCCAUUGUUGAAUAUAACCUUUGCAGAUCUCUUGUCUGCAACUUCUAAUUUCGACAGGGGUACCCUAUUGGCAGAGGGUAAGUUUGGACCCGUCUAUAGAGGAUUUCUACCUGGAGGAAUUCAUGUGGCUGUGAAAGUUUUGGUCCAUGGUUCUACAUUGACGGAACGGGAAGCUGCAAGAGAACUUGAGUAUCUCGGUCGAAUUAAACACCCCAAUCUUGUGCCAUUAACUGGAUAUUGCUUGGCUGGGGAUCAAAGAAUUGCCAUCUAUGAUUAUAUGGAGAAUGGGACGUUGCAGAAUUUGCUGCAUGACUUGCCACUGGGUGUUCAAACAACAGAAGACUGGAGUACAGAUACAUGGGAAGAAGUUGACAACAAUGGAAUAGAAAAUGUUGGUUCAGAAGGUAUGUUAACGACUUGGAGAUUCCGCCACAAAAUUGCAUUGGGUACUGCUCGAGCACUUGCAUUUCUUCAUCAUGGGUGCUCACCUCCGAUCAUUCAUAGAGAUGUUAAAGCCAGUAGCGUUUACCUGGAUUAUAACUUAGAGCCCAGAUUGUCAGAUUUUGGAUUGGCGAAGGUUUUUGGCAAUGGUCUAAGUGAAGAGAUUUCGCGUGGUUCACCUGGUUACGCUCCACCAGAGUUUUUGCAGCCUGAGAAUGACCCUGUAACACCCAAAACUGAUGUAUACUGCUUUGGUGUUGUCCUGUUUGAACUAGUUACUGGUAAGAAGCCAAUUGGUGAUGACUAUCCAGAGGGAAAAGAAGCCGACUUGGUGAGUUGGGUAAGAGGACUUGUGAGAAAGAAUCAAGGAUUAAGAGCUAUUGAUCCAAAAAUUCGAGGUACAGGACCAGAUGAUCAAAUGGAGGAGGCCCUUAAGAUUGCUUAUCUAUGCACAGCCGACCUUCCAUCGAAACGACCAAGCAUGCAGCAGAUAGUUGGACUUCUCAAGGACAUCGAACCAUCAGCUUAGAAGAAUUCAAUAGAUCAAAAAGAAAAGCAUUUGGGGUUCUACUUUGGUUCUUUUGAACUCCCUUCUUUGAUGCUGCUAAGGGAAGUGUACAGUACAGUCAUCCUGGAAAGAUAUGCUUCAAAAUGUUCCAUGUAUUUUUUUUCUUUCCUAAUAUUCAUUGUGCAACAUCAGAAUUUUAUGUCAAAUACAUGAGUUAGUCGAAGGAACUGAAAAAUGGGAAUUUCAUCACAGUUUUAGUACAAUGAGAGUUCAGUUUUUAGAACAGCA
Molecule: messenger RNA, 3512 nt
Organism: Cucumis sativus (cucumber)
Lineage: Eukaryota; Viridiplantae; Streptophyta; Magnoliopsida; Cucurbitales; Cucurbitaceae
Product: probable LRR receptor-like serine/threonine-protein kinase At2g24230
Exons: 1
Coding region: 693-3245 (850 amino acids)
Biological process (GO): protein phosphorylation
Molecular function (GO): ATP binding; protein kinase activity; protein binding
Source: RefSeq, a predicted model, not a curated record